Molecule: messenger RNA, 3538 nt
Organism: Moneuplotes crassus
Lineage: Eukaryota; Ciliophora; Spirotrichea; Euplotida; Euplotidae
Source: the annotation of a GenBank genome assembly
AUAAAAAAUUUGAAAUAAAAGCAAGAUGAAAGAUUUGGUAUCGAUGAGUGUUCAAUUUCAGGAAGAUUUGGUAAAGAGAAACAGGUCUCAUGUGAAUUCUACUACAUUCGACGAGUCGUUACUAAACAAAAGCAAAUUCACCAAUAUUUCAAGCAAUGUUUCUCAAGAAGAGGAACUGAAUAGAAGCAGGUUACCAACAGUGGCAUUUUAUUCUAGUGAUAAGUGGAAGACUAAUUCUGGGUUCAAUCCCAAGUAUUCUUUGUCUCAGAAAAGAGAUAAGAAUGCUACAGGAGGUCAUAGAGGAGUCACUCUCAACCAAGUUUUCCACAACAAUGUCAUCAUUAAUCCAAAAAUGAUAAAGAAGAAAAGAAGACAUAGAGGAAGGAACAGAUUUGAAAAUAAGUCAGUUUAUUGGGACCCAAAUUACACUAAAAAGAUCCUUCUAGAUGAUGGAUCAAGGGAAUUUGCCAGCAUGGCUAGGAGAUCCAUAGAGCCUGAAAGUCUUAAUCAAGACUCCUUCCUCCCAAUUCCGAAGAAAAGUAUCGAUGAUUCUCAGGUGGAAUGUUCAACUACCGAAAUUAGGUCCAGAAAAGAGCCUUCGCUUGCAAAGAUAUCUGUCAGUAGCGAUACUAUAUUACAAUGGAUCAAGGAUACUCUGGAAGAUGCUACAUAUUUUCAAACUCCUGAUACUUUCACAGGAUCAGAUAUCAAAAACAACGUGAUGAGGCAGUAUAAAAUAGAUAGAGAGUUUUUAAGUAUCUGUGGGAUUCCAGAAGAGGCUAUCUCUAGACUUUACAGAUGCUUAUUCGUAUAUUCCAUAGGGUUUAAUGACCUUCUGAAAACCCUCCUCAGUCAUUGAAAAGACAAAGCUUCCUUAAUAUCCUCAAUCUGGAGAGCAUUUACAGUAAUCUUAGAGUAUAGCUGUAAGGUAGAGUACAAAGCCUUGAUCAAUAAAUAAGAUUGAAGAGCACCAGAAUGAAAUCACUAAGAUUGAAAAAGAUCAUGAAGAAGCUAUAAAAGAUAUUAAAUUAGAAGUCUUGGAGUUACGCAACAAAAUCUCAGGAAUGGAUAAAUAUGUGAGACAGUGUGAGAAGGAAAAAUAGAGAAGCAAUUGAAGCUAAAGAAUUCAUUCAGGAGCAGAUUAAGAAUAAAUCAGAAGAGUAUGAGUAUGAGGUACAGUUAAGACUGCAAUUUGAAGCAAAGCUAAAUUCUCUCCAUUCGGCACAUAGAGCUGUUGAGGGAGAGUUCAGGACAACAAAAGCUGAUAGAGACAGAUAUUUAGAAGAACUCGUCCGAUUUAAAGGUCUUUAUCAAAAUUUUAGAAAGCAAUAUUUCACAUGAAAUUCCGAAAAAGAAACUCUUGAAUCACAACUAUCCUUUAGAGAACAACGAAUCAAAAGUCUAAUUCGUGAAAAUACCCUACUCCAGGAAACACUGCAUGAAUACGAAGAAAGAGUUGGGAUCAAAAAUAGAAGAGACAAAGCACAAAUAGAGGUAGACUCCAAGACAGGAAAAAGGAUCAGCGUUGAAGAAGCCUUAAAAGAGCUACACUCAAUUUCGGAGGUGAACCAGGAUCUUAAAAAUGCUGAAGGGAUAUCUCCGAAUCCUAAAUAUCUUCCUAAAGAUCAACCCCAGAUCUACGAGGAAAGAUACAAUGAACUUAAUGAAAAAUAUCUGGUAAUCCAAAGUGAGCUGAACACCUAUAAAGCUAAAGAAACCAGCGAUAAUGGAAUUGUCAAGGAAAAAGAUGAACGAAUUAGCAAGCUUAAGGCUCAAAUUGAAGAACAUCAAGCCAACCACAAUAAACUGGAUGACAAGUAUCAGAUACUCUUAAUGGAUAAUAAAUCAUGAAAAGAAACUCUGAAAUCAAGAGAGCAAGAACUUCAUGAAGUCACUGAAAAGCUCAAGAGCAUCAAUAAAGCAAGAAAUAAGGGAAAAACUGAACUAAACGUGCUUGAGAAGAAAAUUAGAGAGCUACAAGGUCUCUUAGAUAAGAGUCAAGAGGACCAAGAGAUGUUAACAAAAAGACUAGAGAACACAACAUCAGAACUUACCAAGAUUCAUUCCGAAAAAGAAGAGGUCCAGAACAAACUAAAGGAUACUGAACGAUACCACGCUCACUCCAUAAAACAAUACGAAGAUAAACUAAGCACAGCCAUGGAAAUUUCAGCCCAAAACAAGAAAAAAUAAAGAAGCCUGGGCUCAAAACUACGAAAAAGAACAAUCCUCCCACUCCCUCACAAUGUCCAACCUAACCAAACUCCAAACAACCCUCAAAGAAACCCAACUGAACCUCCAAACCCUCAAAAUCACCACCAAAUCCCUCGAAUCCCAAACAGCCGCACACAUUUCCAAAACCACCACUCUUAACACCUCCCUUAUAAAAUCCUCCCUCCAAAAUGACAAGCAUCUAAGGGAGAUAGCCACUCUUUCAAAACUUUUGGCCCAUUCAAAAUCUGCUCUUGCUAAAGCGCAAUCCAACUUCGCAGCCCAACUCGCCUCACAGUCAAAGUCCUUCUUGCUCAAAUCCUCUCUUUCCCUCAUGGAGUCUGAAGACCUUCGGUCUUCCCUCCUUCGUGAACGAAGGAGGGUGACCGAGCUGAAGGCCAAGCUCGAGGACCAGAGCCUUGCGCUAGAGCAUGAGAGGGAGAAGUCAAAGCAGAUGAAGGAGAAAACAGAAAAGGAAGAGAGAGAAGGAGAAGAGGAGAGAGUGCUGUUAGAAGAGAUGCAGAUGGUGGUGGAUGAGUAUAGGGAUUGAUAUGAAGAGGUGUCGGGGAAGUGGAAGAAGGAGAGGAAGAGUCGACAGAUUUUGGAGAGAAGUCGCCAGAUUGAUAUGGAUAGAGUCAUGAGAGAUGGGAAGAAGGAGGUCAAAAAUUUGGAAAGUAAGGUUAAGAAGUUGGAGAAGAUUGUGAGAGAUCAGAAACUUGACUUUAGUAAAAAGCAUAAAAGUAAUUUGAAGCCGCAAGCUGCUUCAGUUCAAGCAUCAGUUCCCACUCGAACUAUCUCCACUGCUACAGCAACCACUAUGAAAAACAUUGAAGACCUCAAAUCUACCUUAGAAAGUACCCAAAAGGACUUCCAGAGCCUAAAAAUCCAAACCCAAGUCUACAAACUCAAAAUCACAGAUCUCGAAUCAAAAGAGGCAAAACUCCAAUCCCUCCUCCCAGACUCCACUCUCACUCCCAAAUACCUCCCUCCAUCGCAACCCAUCAUCACCAAUCCUGGUCCAUCACCUCCUCGAAUCCCACCAGGGCCCACACCCAUAUUCAGUGCAUUCUCUAGUUCAACUUUCCAACCUCCUCGCCACACACAUGCAUCUAUUCCUACUAGAACACCUGUAGCCACAGUGACUCGAUUCGGCAAAACUUCAGGAAGAGGCUCGACCAAGAAAAGGAACAAGGACUUCAAGAGCUUGAUGAGGAUAGUAUAAUGGUGUACAUAUGAUCUUCCAGUGAACUUUAUCCACAAAAGUAAUAGCCCAAAAUUAUUCUUGCGUUAUAGCUAGUAGGAAGUAAGUUCAAUAUUUUGAAAAUAAGUG